Messenger RNA from Sturnus vulgaris (Common starling), 4147 nucleotides. It is a transcript of the gene RNF38, whose product is annotated as ring finger protein 38. Gene Ontology annotation, biological process: protein ubiquitination. The record is from RefSeq and is a predicted model, not a curated record. Gene Ontology annotation, molecular function: ubiquitin protein ligase activity. NCBI's taxonomy places the organism in Eukaryota, Metazoa, Chordata, Aves, Passeriformes, Sturnidae.
AUUUCAAUGCCACUCAAUCCAUCAAGAUCACAUUUGUGCUGAUGACAGUGACAAGAGCGAAGACAGUCCUAGUCCCAAGAGACAACGCCUUUCCCAUUCAGUCUUUGACUACACAGCAGCAUCACCAGCCCCAUCACCACCAAUGCGACCAUGGGAGAUGACAUCAAAUAGGCAACCUCCUUUGGCUCGACCCAACCAACACCACUUCUCAGGGGAACGAUGCAACACACCCGCACGAAACAGGAGGAGUCCUCCUGUUCGACGUCAGAGAACAAGAAGAGAUCGUUUGUCUAGACAUAAUUCUAUUAGCCAGGAUGAAAACUAUCACCAUCUCUCCUAUGGACAGCAGCAAGCAAUAGAAGAGCCUCGAGCCUUUCGCCCACCGAAUGUAUCUCCUCGUAUGUUGCACCCAGCUGCUCACCCACCACAGCAGAAUGCAGUGAUGGUUGACAUUCAUGAUCAGAUCCAUCAGGGCACAGUUCCUGUUUCAUAUACAGUGACAACUGUGGCUCCACAUGGGAUACCACUUUGCACAGGCCAGCACAUUCCAGCCUGCAGCACGCAGCAGGUCCCAGGGUGCUCAGUGGUUUUCAGUGGCCAGCACCUUCCAGUUUGCAGUGUGCCUCCCCCAAUGCUUCAGGCGUGCUCAGUUCAGCACCUACCUGUACCAUAUGCAGCAUUUCCACCCCUCAUUUCUAGUGACCCAUUCCUUUUGCAUCCUCCUCAUAUCUCUACACACCACCCUCCUCACUUACCUCCUCCCGGACAAUUUGUUCCUUUCCAAGCACAGCAGUCACGGUCGCCACUUCAAAGGAUAGAAAAUGACGUAGAAUUGCUUGGAGAACAUCUUCCUGUAGGAGGUUUUACAUACCCUCCCUCAGCCCAUCCGCCAACGUUGCCUCCCUCAGCUCCUCUUCAAUUCUUAGCCCAUGAUCCAUUACACCAGGAGGUGUCAUUUGGGGUACCUUACCCACCUUUUAUGCCUCGAAGACUCACAGGGCGCAGCAGAUACCGAUCCCAGCAGCCAAUACCACCACACCCUUACCAUCCCAGCCUAUUACCUUAUGUGCUAUCAAUGCUCCCAGUGCCACCAGCAGUUGGACCAGCUUUCAGCUUUGAGUUGGAUGUGGAAGAUGGAGAGGUAGAAAACUAUGAGGCACUGCUGAAUUUGGCAGAACGUCUGGGAGAAGCCAAACCACGGGGAUUAACAAAAGCAGACAUUGAGCAGCUUCCAUCCUACAGGUUCAAUCCAAACAAUCACCAGUCAGAGCAGACAUUAUGUGUGGUGUGCAUGUGUGAUUUUGAAUCAAGGCAGCUACUUAGAGUCUUACCCUGUAAUCAUGAGUUCCAUGCCAAGUGUGUUGACAAAUGGCUGAAGGCAAAUCGUACCUGCCCGAUUUGUAGAGCUGAUGCUUCGGAAGUGCAUCGUGAUUCAGAAUGACCAAUCUAAGAGCACAAAUCUGGUUUGGGUGUUUCUGGUCACAUGUAUAUAUGAACUCUAUUGAACUUACCUACCCAUGUGGCUUCCAGCCUGCCCUUUACACAAAAGGGGCAAUGGACCUUACUUUGCACUGUGUGACUUAAUCAAUUAUAAAGCUUAUAACUAGUCUUCACAGUUACGGGAUUGUUAUACUAACAAGUGUGAUUGGAACUCCAAAGAUUUUUUUUUUAGCUUAAUUUUGUGUGUGCACUAACAUUCCCUGGGUUUUGUGUGAUCAUUCCGAGUAUUGCUGCGAGAUUACUGUGGAUGUGAUCUUCUAGCAUGUGCUUUUAUAUAAAAGAAAAAGGAAAAAAAAGUGGUAGCUCCAAACAAUAUAGCAAUCUACCUUAUAUAGAGCCUUCAGAUACUGUGAGUGGGGAUGAAUGGUGUGAGUGUAUGUUUGCUUGUGGGAAGGUGAGUGAAGUAUGCUUGUGACUGGGUGUGUGUGUGUGAGAACCUAUAUACCAGCAUGUACUGAGAACGUAUGUGUGUAGUAAUAAUUAUGCUGCAAUGUAUAAUCUUGUGUGUUAUUUAAACAGUACUAGUACUGUACACUGGUUCCUUUCCUUGUGUUUGCAGUUGCACACUGAAUGCAAUGGGUGCAGCAAUUACAGACAUUUAGUAUUUUGUCCCCAGCGUACUUACAGGUGUAAAGACCUUUCUACCUACUACUAGUCAAACAGCUAUUAUGCUUCCCCUUCACUGGAGGCUUUAAGUGUGUACCACUAAAGAAUGCAUUGAUUGUUCAUACGUGAGUAACCUUGGGGGUUUUAUCAUAUGUUACAAAGUCCAGAUUUUUUCAUAUCUGAUUUACAAGUUAUUUUAUCAAUGUAGAGUUGCAAUAUCACAUUUAGCAAUAUUAAUGUUUUCAAUUGCUAAUAUGAAUAUCAAUGCUUUUCUGUUUUCCUUUUAAAUUUUUCUAGCUGGGUUUCCCAGUUAUGUGUUUCUUCCAUGAAAGGAAGCAGAAAGUUCACUGAGGUGUCCUGGUCUUGUGGAACAGCUCUUAACUUUUGCCCACUGUACUUGCUAAGGACAUCAUCUUUUAGCGUAUAAAGAUUGCCUUUAAUCACAUACAUUCUUCAAGGAAGUUGGUAUGUAACUAAAAUAACUUGUAAAAGGUUAGAAUUUUGUUCCUGCAAUUUAAUGAAUAAAAUACAUUUUUAGCGUUUUCUCAGAGAAGUAGAAUUUCAUAUUUCUUUCAUCCUAUCACAAGAGGAGGUAGGUUUUGGUCAUUACCUGCAGAAUUCAGUUGCCCUGAUGCUGCUUCUUUCACUUCCUUACUUCAUGAUGAGUGUAAUAGGAAGAAGGAACUCCCUAAGUUUUUUGCAAUCAAGUUUCCAGAGUGCUCCACUAGAGGAGAAAUUUGGAAUACUUUUCAGAACAGUGCUGUGAAAUAAGAGGGGAUAAUGUCUAUUCAAGUGCUCUGAAUAAUAUUUUAUUUAGGCCAUUGAAAAAAAAUGAGCUUUCUUUGUAAUAUUCACACUGUUAACCUGUCUGAUGUGUUCUAGCAUGUUUAGGUCUGCAUAUUCCACAGUUAUUAAAAGGAUGCACUUUUUGCAAUGAAACUCUUGUCAUAAAUUCAGUGUCAUUACUUUGGUUGCAGCAGCACAAGUGGCACAAUUAUCAGUAUUGCUACAACUUGCUGCCAGUUUCAGCUUUAAGUUUUUUCUUUAUCUUCUGAUGCUUGUGUAUGCUGCUAUGCUUUAGUAUCAGUUAAAUUUUCAAACAGUGUUAGAUGUUCUCCAUGAUGGUUUUCCUCUUUGAAGAUUUAACAGACCAGUUACAGCUCUUGGUGCAGCUAAAUAAAAGCACAAUUUUUCCCUGUUUCAGAUGUUUUUCCACUGUUUCGUUAUGCAGGUAGUCCUCAAAAACAGUGAAGCUCUCCAUACCUUACUUAGGAACACUAAAUAAAUAGAAAUGCUGUUACUUCCAGUCAAAAUAUUAGAAUUUCUUUUUCCUCUCUUCCAGUGGAUUUAAAGAAUAGACUUUUCACAAUAGCACCUAGCAGGUUAAAUUACAUGUAAUAAAAUUUAUUUUUUUAACAAAUAAAAUCAUGUUUAAAAAGCAUAUGUCGCAUAUGUCUUACAAAACUUAGCCUCUUUUAUAUAACUGCAAAAGAAAAAAAUCCAUGUACAGAUUUAAACAUGACUAAUGUUUCUCUGUUUAGUAUUCAGUUCAAAGCAUGGAAAGAGGGUACUUUUUCUAAACUUGAUACAAGUGAACAAGACACGUACUUCUGAAGCUGAGGGAAAGUAGUUCUCUUUCUGGAACUGGAGAAAUGUCCCUUUUCCCCCACUAAAAUUCAGUGAGACAAUGGAAGAUCUAGGAGAUGGAGGGUCUAAGUUGAUAAAAUCCUGCAAUUAAUUGUUGCACUCUUAUGGCUCAUCUCUUCUGGAAUGGUUCUUUGGUUUGCAUGGAUGAAUGUGGACUUGCUUCCCGUGGUUAGUGUGUACAAGAGCACACAUGCUUAUGUUUUAAAUCAGCUCAGACAGGCUACAACCACAUCCUCUGUGGUGGCUGUCAAGGGCAGGGGAUUUCUGUUCAGCUCUUAACUGCCAUGUAUUAUGCACAGCUGCCGUGGUGCCUGACAGCACCUGAAUUCAGCAACACUUCUUUUAUGUUCGUUGCCUUUCUGCAAUCCAAUGACUCUUUUUUCUCAAAAAAAAA